AUGCCUCUAGUUGUACUGUGGACUAUUUUAAAUAAAGACAAAGGUGGUUCUGUCAGAUGCCAUCAGUGUUUCAAGCAAUACAAGCAUCAGAUAACUCUCAAUCGACAUUUAAGAAUCGAAUGUGGAAAAAAAUCAAGUUUCGCUUGCGUGAUUUGUCAAAUGAAAUGUCCUAACUGCGACAGAAUAUUCAAUAAAAACUGUACGUUGAAUUUCCACAUGAAGUACAAUUGCGACGAAAGUCCUAUAACUUGUCCAAAAAUCAGUUGUCCCUACGUAGGACAACGGAAAAAUAUGAAGGAUCAUUUCAUUUCCCAACAUGGAGGAUAUUUAACGAAAAGAUACAACCUCUACCACUCCACCACUCUAGAGCAAAUAACAGGACAGCAAUAUCAUUUCGCUUGCAAGAAAUGCGGAAGGGCUUACAAAAGGAAGAGUUCCCUGUAUAACCAUUGUCGGUGGGAGUGCGGUAAGGAGCCUCAGUUUAAAUGCGCCUAUUGCCCCUACAAAGGGCGACAGAAGAUUCACUUCAUCAUGCACGUCAUGGCGAAGCACAAGGAGCACAAACAAGAGGUCUUAAAUAAUGCUUAUAACAAGUAGGGGGAAAUGGGGAGAAUAUUUUUUACUCCUCCUUUCUGUAUUUUACCAGAAAAUGUAAUCAUCCUUACAUAUUUUACUUUAUCACAUUAAUGAAUCAAAUUUUGUUGUUAUCAAACUAUUUUGAACAGUAGAUUAUUCUUGAAAAGUGAUAAAUGCUUCCUUUAAAAGCUUUGUAGCAGUAAAUGUGAUUGUUAUACAGGGUGUACCAACAAUGCUUUUUGAGAUAAAAAUUGUAGAGUACAAUGGAAGCUAAAAGGUGUCUGAUGAAUGGGCGACUAAUCACAGUUGUUUUUUAAAUGAAACACCUUUUUACUCUAAUGAAUUCUUUUGGAUGAGUGUUUUUCAAAAAUAUAGGGUUGUAUAGGAUUUCGAAAUUUAUGAUGAGAUUUAUGUCACCAAAUAUCUCAAAACCAAUAAUUUGAAAUAAGAAAAAUUUUCCACCAAAUAUCCUAGAAAAUGAUGUAUUUAAUUUUCCUAUUCAUAGUUUCACCGAAUGGUGCUUUCCUAUACAGGAGCAACCAAAACUCGGGAUUACUUGUUUUUCAGUUUUGUCAAGUAUAACUCCCUGUAAAUAAGGCCAUACAGAAUAGUCCUCACUAUGAGCUCGCAGAAAAUAUAGGGUUUACCUACUUGAUUUUUAUCGGAAAGUAUAAAAAAAUUGUAAAAUCCGGACAAAAAGUUGAAUAAACAAUUUAAGAAAGCGUAAGUCACAUAUACAGGGUGUCCCGAAAUUAGACGGUCAUAUUUUAACAGCGUAAAACAGAAAUAAAAGUUCAUAUAAACAUAGGUCCGAAAACGUUUCGUUUUCGAGAUACAGGGUGUUACCAUUAAAGUCCUGAUGGCAUAUUUUUGUAAAUAUUUUCUAAAAUUUCUUUCGUCACCGGUUUUUCAAAGUAAAAAAAAAUAAAAUUUCUGAUUUCAUAGGCCUACUAAUUAUUGUUUACACUUUUGAAUAAGAUAACAUCAACUUAUCAUGAAAUUUUCAAAUACUUUUUUCUUGAAAAUGGUGCGUCCUAGCGAGAUGCAACAAAAGUAGCUUUAUUGUAAAGAAAACAUUGGUUUUCCAAAUUUUACAGUCAAAAAUGGUAAAAACUGUCAACAAAGCAACUUAGGGCUAUUUUACCCUAAGUCCCCCCUAAUUUACCCACCUAUGAAGAUGAUCAAAAACUGGGGUUUAGUCCGUUAAAUAGAGCGUAAAAAGGUAAGCAUUUGUACCAAAUUACACUUAGUUAUCUUUAAACGUUUAAAAAAUAUUUACAAAAGAGUGUCAUCAGGACUUCACUUUUAACACCCUGUAUCUCGGAAAAGAAACUUUUUCGGACCUAUAUUUAUAUGAACGUUUACUCCUAUUUUAGGAUGUAGAUUAUAUGACCGUCUAAUUUCGGGACACCCUGUAUAUCUAUUGGACGUCUUGUAUAUUGGUAGUUAUUUUUGGAAUAUAGCUUUCAUUGGUCUCUACAAUUUCGCUGAUUCGCCCUGUAUUAAACAACUACUAGUACUGUGAUUACUAUUUCGCAGGAUAUAGUUAAAAUAUUGGUAUUGUCGUUUAGUAAAUAUACCGGGUGUUCAAAUUUAAGUGUUACAGUUAAAUACCGCCGGAAAUAUGCAUUUUAGAAAAAUCAGUUUUAGACGAAACUUUUAUAGUUUUUCGGAGGAAACAUUUUGGCUUAAUUCAUUUUUUUAUAGCUGACCAUAAUAUGGCCAUAUCGAGGUGGACUUUGUUUUUUUAAAUGGGAAUCUCAUUUUUUGUUUAUAUAUUCUUAAAGUACAUAAGAAAAUAAGAAACUUUUGAUGGAAAUAUUUUUUUUAUUGGACUGUUACUUUUUGAGUAACAGCUACUUAAAAAUUUUGCUGGGGGAAAGAACAGUUGGCCAUAUUAUGGUUAGCUAUAAAAAACGAUUUUAUCCAAAAAUUUUUCCCCACAAAACUAUAAUAAAACUUUUGUCUGAAACGUUUUUUUUAAGGCGGUAUUUAGCUGUAAUACUUUAAUUUGAACACCCGGUAUAGUUAUUCAACUAUACCUACAGGGGAGUCAAGCUCAACGGGACGGAGACUGGUGGGUAAACUACAAACGAUAUUAAAAAUAUGCACAAAUAUACAACUCAACGCCGGCUACAAAUUAAAAUUACUUUCAUAUAUACAGGGUGUACAUUAACGAUUUAUUUGACAUAUUUUAUGUAGUGCUGUCAAAAUUAAAUAAUUUCUCUUUAUUACAAAAUAUUGAAUUAAUAAAUUUUUGACAGUUCCUUAUAAAAUGUUUUUACUUUGUAUCGGAAUCAUUAAAAUUUUCAAAAAAUGUACGGGGAGCUUGCAAGAAAACACAUUAUGUCCCAUUUAGAAAAAUAUAAUUUUAUAAUGGUAUUCUGGUUUGGGACACCUUGUAUAUAUGAAACUAAUUUUUAAUUGGAGCCGUCAUUGAAUUAUGUAUUUGUGCCAAAGGAAUUUUUAAUAUAUUUUUUAUUAUUUUACCCACCAGGCUACGUCUCGUUGAGGGUGACACACCCUGUAAGUUCAACAUUUUUAAAUUAGAAAUUUUUGCUUGUUUGUCAUAUCUGCUUCUUUCCCUAUCUGUAUUAGGGUUUCUCAUAUCAACAGGUAUUCAAAAAUGCAGAAUACUUUUGAGAAGUACCGUAUAUUUUAAUAUGUUUUUUUUUGAAAAAUAGCACUCUUAAUAUAUUUAAUUUCAUGGUCACUUUUAUAUAGGUUCUCUUCAGAGUUUGGUUUUGCACAUAACUGCAACACUAUGAGGAUUAACUUCAGAGUACUAUCGUUUGUGUCUUAAUAAAAAAUAUUUUAUAUUGCAGAAUAAAAAUAUGGUUCUGAUAUUCUAUUUUCAUAUCUUGGAUACAAACAAAUGUUAAAAGUCUAUUAGUAGUGGCGUCAAAGUAGGACUAAAAACGCAGAAACUUCGAACUUUGGUCGGAAAGGUCCGAUUGGGCUAUUUUUUUUCUGCAAAAUGUUCAUUGAGACAUGAGAUUCAAAGUUCACCAAAAUCUAGAUGCCGCUCGGCCUCCCUCCCGCCCCAAAUUCACCCCAAUUGGGGGGUAUUCUCGGCUUUUUUCAACAAGCCACAUACUUUCUAAAACUGCAGUCCCAAGCGGGGCAAAUGUUCCACUAGGGGAGUUUGAAGUGCCCUGAAUCCAUUAUUUGGGUUAGGUCGCCUUUGCGACCUUCACAGGGGUUUGUGACAGGGCGUCUGGGGGUCCAAAAUAUGAGAUGUCCGUGGAAAUGUGUUUGGGCUGCCAAGUUGCGUCAGGGGGGUUUAGAAGGGCGGAGAUCUCAAUUUCAUCGAGAAUUAAGCCUUUUCAAGCCAUCAGAGCCGUAUACACAGGGGCCCACUCAUGAUUACGCAGGAUUGAAUUUCAGGACACAGAAUUGGUAC
Messenger RNA from Psylliodes chrysocephalus, 3979 nucleotides. Lineage: Eukaryota; Metazoa; Arthropoda; Insecta; Coleoptera; Chrysomelidae. The record is from the annotation of a GenBank genome assembly.